AUGGCAGAUCCGGAGAAGAAGGAGCGGCUUUCCGCAGAAUACGACAGAUCAGGCCCAUCCUCGCCUACAAUGCCUGUCCUACCUACGGUGAACCCUCAGGUGGAGAAGAAAAUACAAGAGUCGCCUGCAAAUAAGAUACAUCCGGCAUUCUUUGUGAUAUUAUGGAUAUCUCUGAGCUCAAGCGUCAUCAUAUUCAACAAAUGGAUCCUGGAUACUGCCAAAUUUCACUACCCAAUCACCCUCACAUGUUGGCAUCUCGUCUUUGCGACCUUGAUGACGCAGGUAAUGGCCCGCACUACGAAAUUGCUCGAUGGGCGAAAAACAGUGAAAAUGACCGGACGAGUCUACGUUCGGGCUAUCGCCCCAAUCGGCGCCGCCUUCAGUCUGUCCCUGAUCUGCGGUAACGUCACGUACUUGUAUCUCAGCGUUGCGUUCAUCCAGAUGUUAAAGGCAUGCACACCGGUGGCAGUCCUUUUGGCCGGCUGGUCAAUUGGCAUACAAAAGCCCGACAUGAGAAUCCUCCUCAACGUUUCAGUCAUCGUUGUUGGCGUGAUCGUGGCUUCGUUUGGUGAGCUUCAAUUCGUCCUCGUCGGAGUCCUCUUCCAAAUUGGCGGGAUCAUCUUCGAAGCCAUCCGAUUGGUCAUGGUGGAUCGCCUUCUCAACGGCGCAGAGUACAAGAUGGACCCCCUGGUGUCAUUGUACUAUUACGCACCUAUCUGUGCUGUCAUGAAUUUCUGUGUCGCUCUCGUAUUUGAGCUGCCCCGGAUUCAAUUGUCUGAAGUGUACAAUGUCGGUCUGUGGAUAUUACUCAGCAAUGCUCUCGUAGCAUUCGCACUAAAUGUUUCCGUUGUCUUUUUGAUUGGUCGAACAUCCGGCCUAGUUAUGACUCUCUGCGGUGUCCUUAAGGACAUCCUCCUCGUCGGCGCCUCUGUCGCUAUCUGGGGUACCCCAAUCACCCUUCUUCAAGGCUUCGGCUACAGCAUCGCCCUCUGCGGACUGGUCUACUACAAGCUUGGCGCCGCGACACUCAAGGCUCAGCUUUCUGACGUCCAGAGGUGGUGGGGAGAAUAUGGACAGCGACGCCCUGUCAUGAAGAAAUUGAUUGUCUUUGCCUCAUCUCUCUGUAUCAUAUUCAUCAUGGUGGCCAGCAUAGCGCCUUCUGUUGGCUAUGACACAACUUAUGUUACCAGCGUGGUGAAGGAGCAUACGAAGAGCAAAACUCCAGACCAGUGA
Molecule: messenger RNA, 1233 nt
Organism: Bacidia gigantensis
Lineage: Eukaryota; Fungi; Ascomycota; Lecanoromycetes; Lecanorales; Ramalinaceae
Exons: 6
Coding region: 1-1233 (410 amino acids)
Cellular component (GO): endosome; trans-Golgi network; Golgi apparatus
Molecular function (GO): antiporter activity
Source: RefSeq, a predicted model, not a curated record